This is a messenger RNA of Gorilla gorilla gorilla (western lowland gorilla), 8091 nucleotides long. RefSeq lists its product as uncharacterized. The transcript has 6 exons. The record is from RefSeq and is a predicted model, not a curated record. The coding region runs from base 5078 to 5551 and encodes 157 amino acids. NCBI's taxonomy places the organism in Eukaryota, Metazoa, Chordata, Mammalia, Primates, Hominidae.
GGUGGAGGUGCCUCGAUCUGUGGUGGGGGCGGGGCUGCUCUGGGGGGGCAGCUCAUCGCUCAGGCAAAAGUGUUCAUGCGGUGGUGUCUGCUCCCCUGUCUUCGGGGGUGAGGAUGAUCGAGACACCCGAUCCUGCCAACUGUACUUUUUGCCCAGAGAAUUAUUAUUCAGUGUGUCCUGAGACAACUGCACCUGCGGAAAGAGGUUGAGCGUGGUGGGCCGCUUGGGCAGGCCCCCUUCUAGUCCUCUCAGCCAAAAGCCUCUCGUUUCCAAGGGCCGAGACAGAGACAGAGACAACGAGAUACACAGAGACAGAGACGCCAAGGCACCAGCAUCCCUCUCCCCCUUCUGUCCCGCCCCAUCGCUCUGACGGACACCAUUGCUCAGCCAAUGUCGCUCACGAUGUGCCCCUGAAGGGCCAAUGAGCGCCAGAGGAGGGCGGAAGAUUUCCCCGCCCCCACUUCUAGGCUUGGUUGAACCGUGCAGAUACCUUCUCGAAACAAAAGAUUUUCCUACCUGCUUAUACUUGGUAACCGAGGGAAUUACUAAGACUUCUUGCUCAUUUCUGAGUAUUGUCUUUAUAUCCUGACACUAUGAAUGCUACUUGGAUGCCUCUGAAGGGUCUCUUCUGCAGGGUCCCCAUGAAUUGUGGCUGAAGUUGUGCACAAACAAGUAUCUCCAGUGACAGGAGUGCCUUCUGAGGCAGCCCAUUGCAUUUUCAUCUGCUGACACUCUGCUGGGCUGACUUCUGUAGUUUUCACCACUGAUCUUCAGUCCACCUCACAGAGCUCUAUAAAACGCUUGAAUCCUCUUUACAUCAUAGACUUUCAGCUACUUGAAGAUAGCCAUCAGCCGCUACGUGACUCUUUUCUCCAGGAUCUCCCUAAUACUAUGAACGUGGCAGAGAUAACGGACGAGCUCGGCCUCCAUUCCCUCCGCUACAGAAACUGGCACAUUCAGGCUACUUGUGCCACUACUGGACAUGGGCUUUACGAAGGCCUGAACUGGCUCGCCAACCAGUUCCAGAACCAGAACUGAUCAGAAGGAUCUAUUCUUUGUGCCUUGUGGCCACAUCAGCUAGCCUCUGCUGUGUGCAUGUGUACGUGUGUGCUGGGAGUGGAGGCAGCUUUCUCACGGUGCCUUAUCCAUGCCAUAAGAAAAGCAGUGUUACAUUUUAAGAAACCCAGUGUUAAGUUUUAAACACCACCUUCCAUUUCAGUAGCUUUGAUGAUCAUUUUUGCAAUUGAUGGAGAAGUCCAGAGGGCUUGCUGGUGCUCGAAGGCCAGAGCGGGCUUCAUGGAGGCGAGUUGGAGCGGGGACUGAGUUCAGCUGUUGCAAUCCUGGUCUGGCGUCUGGAGUCCUGUUAGUCUUUGGCAUCCUUUCGUAAAAAGGAAGGAAUUGUCAUUCUUUUUUUUUUAAACCAUAUUUUUACUGUACCUUUUCAUGUUUAUUUAUUUUUUAUUAAAAAAAUUUUUUUUGAAACAGCCUCCCACUCUGUCGCCCAAGCUGGAGUGCAGUGGUGCGAUCUCAGCUCACUGCAACCUCCGUCUCUCGGGCUCAAGCAAUCCUCCCACCUCAGCCCCCUGAGUAGCUGAGACUACGGGUGUGCACCACCACACCUGGCUAAUUUUUGUAUUUUUUGUGGAGACAGGGUCUUGCCAUGUUGCCCAGGCUGGUCUGUAACUCCUGAGCUCAAGGGAUCCACCCACCUCAGCCUUCCAAAAUGCUGGGAUUACAGGCAUGAGCCACUGCGCUACUGAGAAAUCGUCAUUCUUUACCACCACUGCUGCAGCUAGCAGCUCACUCUUCAGUGCUUUAAGCAAAUGAUCCUCAGGAAAGAAAAGGUAUUUGCUUAUUGCAGGUGCAAAGAGGCUCAGAUUGGAACUUUUCCCUGAAGCUGUAUUGUAGCCCAGAGUUCCUGAUGUAAGAUGCUUUAUUUAAAGACAUCCGUGAGCUUUUUCACUGGCAUAUCAAUACUUCAUAACACUAGGAAGGUAUCCAGCCUUUUCCUUAUGCUAGUUCCUUCCUUUAUUUGCCAGAUGGGGACCCUGUGGGGAGGUGACCCAGUGUGAGGCCGAAGCUCUUUCCCAGAGCCCCACAGGCCAGUGGAGGGUCGUGUUUGUGCUCUGGGCAUCACCGUCUUGGGUCUCGGUCCCCUGCGACUGCAGUUGCUACAUCCCUGCUCUGAGAUAAAUGUUCUUCCCAUGAAGCAGACGGUUCACUUUUGGGAUGGCGCUGUCCCCAGGUUUGGCUGUCUCAGUCCAGAUGAUGUUUGGUUAGUUUCCAUUCCCAGAACCACAAGCCUUUGAGUUCUGAAAGUUUGUGACAGAAUCAAGAGGCUAAUUUGGGAGAUGUGAGAUUCCCAGCCCACCUGGUAUUGCCCUCGAGUUAGUGGUAAAUUUUGCUAUGGAAAAUAUCUCUUGUCAAGACCAAGCUCCGGCGCAUUGCCUCCCUCUUUUGGAUGGCCAUGACAUCUCAUGAACCACUUGGAAAUGUGUUUUAUGUUGUUCUCCAAAUAUUAAUAAAAAUAUCCCGGAGAGGAGGUUCACUAAGUAGCCUAGAGCUCGUUUGUCCAGACAAUUGUUGGCCAUAUUAGUACCUAAGCACUUCUAUUUAAACUUCUUUUUUUUUUUCUUUUUGAGACGGAGUCUUGCUCUAUCACCCUGGCUAGAGUACAGUGGCGUGAUCUCGGCUCACAGCAACCUCUGCCUCCCGGGUUCAAGCGAUUCUCCUGCCUCUGCCUCCUGAGUAGCUGGGACUACAGGCGCCCGCCACCACACCCAGCUAAAUUUUGUAUUUUUAGUAGAGACAGGGUUUCAUCAUGUUGGCCAGGCUGGUCUUGAAUUCCUGACCUCAAGUGAUCCACCUGCCUCGGCCUCCCAAAGUGCUGGGAUUAUAGGCGUGAGCCACCACGCCUGGCCUAUUUAACCUUCUAAAACUACUUUUUCAAGAAAUAUUUAUUCGAAUUAUAGAAGAUUGGCCAGGCACAGUGGCUCAUGCCUGUAAUCCCAGCGCUUUGGGAGGCCGAGGUGGGAGAGUCGCUUGAGCCCAGAGUUUGAGAUCAGCCUGGGCAACAUGGCGAGAACCUGUCCCAAAUUUAAUAUAAUAAAUUUUAAAUAAAAUAAAAUUUUAAAAAUAAAAUUAAAUAAAAAAUUAUACAGGAGGGCCAUGUCAGGUGAAUUUUAACUGAAGCAAACCUUAUUUAUUCAUAACAAUGAAGUUGAUAUUACUAGGAAAAAAUUUCAUUCCAUGAUAAAUGUGUGGUAUCAUGUUUUUCUUUAAAAUAUUGAAUUUAAAGAAUGUUCAUUGCAAUACUGGCAACUAAGUCCAGAUUUGCUUUUUAACCAUGGAGUAAUUUCUGAGAAAUACUUGUUUUAUUUUAUUUUAUUUUAUUUUAUUUUUUUGAAACAGAGUCUUGCUCUUGUUGCCCAGGCUGGAGUGCAAUGGUGUGAUCUCUGCCUCCUGGGUGCAAGCGAUUCUCCUGCCUCAACCUCCUGAGUAGCUGGGAUUACAGGCGCCCUCCACCACGCCCAGCGAAUUUUUGUAUCUUUAGUAGAGACAGGGUUUCACCACGUUGGCCAGGUUGGUCUUGAACUCCUGACCUCAUGAUCUGCCUGCCUCAGCCUCCCAAAGUGUUGGGAUUACAGGUGUGAGCCACCGCACCCGGCCUCUGAGAAAUAUUUAGAUUGUACGCCUCAAAUGGGCAGGGACUGUGUCUUACACUUUUGUAUUUAUGCUACAGCUUACCUAAUACAGUGCCAGGCCUCGUUAAACACUUAUUGAUUGCUCAGACAAUAAAGAACUUGCUUUGGAAGGAGGAGAGGAUAGUCAUGUGCUUCUGAAUGUAUUGAACUUCUUGAAAUCUCUUUCCCCAUCAAUUUUAGCAGAGUUUCUAUUGAAACUCCUAGGGUGUGUUUAUGGAAGACAAACUGAGAUGUGCUGUCCCAGCCUUAGGCCCUGGCAGUACGCCUUGCCUUUUCACGGCACACCCACUACAGCCUUUCCCACACUGUGACACUGGAGCUGGUGAGUCAGAGUAAGUAUAAGUGGGGAGCACUUUUCAGUACAGUAGUUUUGAGGAAAGACUUGGGUCUCUGAAAGCCAUGUUUGCAUCCCUGCCAUGUCCCUCACUGGCUGCUAGCCUCAGGCCACUGACUCUUAGCCUCUGUAUCUCGGAGCCUCAGUUUGCUUAACUGUUAAAUGGGGAUACUGAUACCUGCCUCAUAGAGUUAGGAGGAUUGUCUCCUACCUUUGAAUGUCUUGCUCUGGUGUUUCCCUGGAGAUAUCUUGUCCAAGUAUGAACAGCAGUGCUGGCCACAAACUCAUCAGCAUUAUUAUUAUUAUUUUUAUUAUUAUCAUUAUUGAGACAGAGUCUCACUCUGUCACCCAGGCUGGAGUGCAGUGGCACAAUCUCAGCUCACUGCAACCUCUGCCUCCUGUGUUCAAGCGAUUCUCGUGCUUCAGCUGCCCGAGUAGCUGGGAUUACAGGUGUGCACCACCACAUCUGGCUAAUUUUUGUAUGAGUAGUAGAGACGGGGAUGCACUAUGUUGGCCAGGCUGGCCUUGAACUCCUGACCUCAAGCGAUCUGCCCGCCUCGGCCUCCCAAAGUGCUGAGAUUACAGGCGUGAAUCACCGCACCUGGCCACUUUUAAAACAUUUCUAUCACCCUGAAAAGAAACCCUGCACCCUUUAGCAGUCACUCCUCAUUUCCCCCGUCCUCCGCAGCACUGGGCAACCACUAACCACUGACCUACUUCCUGUCUCUAGAUCUGGUGGAGAUGCUUUUUAAACUUUUUUUUACUACCCUAUGGUCCCUGAGGAGCAUUACACUGAGAAAUUUUCUCCUAUUUUGUCUUUCAUUCUCCGCAUCCUCUUUUGUUCUAGUGCAUGGCAUGGGAAGCCCUCUCUAGGAGGAUGCUGUGGCCACACAAGCACUGGACGAACCACUGGAGUAGGUGACUUCAAAGGUGUCCUGAUGUAGUAGCUAUUAGACAAACUCCUGCAUUUGGCCAGUAAUUAGCGUGCUGCUGCACAUUGCCACUAGGUGGUGCUGCUGCUCCAUCCCAACUAACCCACAUGCAUCCCUGGCUGGGGUCAGCCUUGGGGUUUCCCAAGUGUAGAGGAAUUCAUCUCUGUGCCUGUGGUAAUGGCUGGACACCAGGUGAGACCCUGUCUCAAAACAAAACAGAAAUAACAAAAAAUAAGGCGACUUGCUGGAGGCCACAUGGCUGUGAGCCAAAUACAGGUCUGGGUUAUCAGGGCUCACAUACUUCUAAGUACACCCUACUGCCUUGGAAUCUGCUGAAGACCAAGCCCCUGCCCCCAAGCCAUGGCAAAGAAGGAGGGAAGGAAGCAAAGGUGCCCAGUGGGGACAACUCGGGGAGCGGCGAGAUGCCCAGGGCCCAGGAAGGCCAAGCAGCAUGUGGCAGGGCAGCAUCAGGUGACUCCCAAGAAGGAAUGAGGAGAGGAUGUGAGGAAAGAGCCACAGCACAGAGGCCUGCUGUUAGGUCAGCGGAAACCACGGCCCAUGGGACCUGGAUCUACCCUUGAUGCUAACAAUGUUCUUUGGGGAAAAAAUCUAUAAUCACAAAGUUUCUGCAACUGGACUGUAGUCAUGGUUGCAGAACUGUAUAGAUUUACUAGGAACCAUCAAAUUGUUCACUUACAAUGGGUAAAUUGUACAGUACAUAGGUUAUCCCUCAGUAAAGCUGUAUGAAAUUUAUAGUCAUGAAACCAAUAGUGACAAAGGAGCUGGGUAAGUAGGUCUCAGCUGUUCUGUAGGCACUUUGAGAAGAGGAAGAGUAGCAUCUCGGUUUUAAUAAAAGAAAGCCUGGCCCAUGGCGUCCAGCUUCUGCUUGAAUACUUUCAGUGCCCGGGAGCUCAGUAUCUCAAAGCAGCCCACUCCGGUUUAAGAGAACUCUAAACCUUAGAAUGUUGAAAUACAUCAUUAUUAUUCUAGUACUGCUGUGAAAAAUAAAUGUCUUUGUUUUGCCACAUAACAUUUCUCUGAGAGCUUGAGGACAGUUAUUGCAUUUUCCCAAGUCAUUUUUAUCUCAGACAGAAUUCCCUGAUGACCUGUAGGUUUUUUGUUUUUUUGUCUUGUUUUGUGUGUGUGUGUGUGUGUGUGUGUGUGUGUGUGUGUGUGUGUGUGUGUGUGUGCGCGCGCGUGUGUGUGUGUGCGCGCGUGUGUGUGUGUUUUGGAGAUGGAGUCUCUGUCGCCCAGGCUGGAGUGCAGUGGCAUGAUCUUGGCUCACUGCAGCCUCCACAUUCCGAGUUCAAGCAAUUCUCCUGCCUCAGCCUCCCAAAUAGCUGGGAUUACAGGUGUGAGCCACCACACCUGGCUAAUUUUUGUAUUUUUAGUAGAGAUGGAGUUUCACCACAUUGGCCAGGCUAGUCUCGAACUCCUGGUUUCAGGUGAUCCACCCUCCUCGGCCUCCCAAAGUGCUGAAAUUACAGGUGUGAGCCAUUGUACUUGGCUCUCCUUGUGUUUUUUACAGGACAAGAUUUCCAGCCUCUCCCAUUCUCCCAUUCUCCUGGUAGCUCUCCAGGAGCUACCCCUUUGAUCUGUCCACAUCCUUCUUAAAAUGUGGGGACCCAUGGGGAACCUGAGAUUCUGCAGAUGCCAGCCCAGUGCUGUGUGGUUAACAAUUUGGAUCCUAGCAUUAAGACCCCGGGUUCAAAUCCUUGCUCCGCUGUAGGCCAGCUGUGUGACCAUGGUUAAAAACAUCUACCUUUCUGAGCUCUAAUGUCAUCAUCUAAGUUAUUGUGAGGAUUGUACUGACCCACACUUUCUAUCUGCCCAAUCCCUUGAGGUGGGCUCAACCUGGGUUGGCAAUGGUUGGGCAAGGGAGAGCAAUCCAAACAGCAAACUGUCACACUGCUGAUAAGCCAAGCAGAGACACAGCCACCAUUAGGAGAAGGGGCUCUUCCAUCUCUGUCAGGCUUUUCUCUCAUGGAGCUGUAACCCCUGGCAAAGGAGGUGAGGAACUUGCUGGGGGGAGCACACAAACACCUGCUGAUGUGCCUGACUUGGAUACCCAGGAAGUUGCUGGCUUUCUCUUCCUUUCCCCAACAUUUUUAUUUGUUUGUUUGAGGCAGAGUCUCGCUCUGUCACCCAGCCUGGAGUGCAAAGGCAUGAUCUUGGCUGAGUGCAAUGGCAUGAUCUUGGCUCACUGCAACCUCCGCCUCCUGAGUUCAAGUGAUUCUCCUGCCUCAGCCUCCUGAGUAUUUGGGACUACAGGCGUGCGCCACCUCACCCGGCUAAUUGUUGUAUAUUUAGUAGAGAUGGGGUUUUGUCAUGUUGGCCAGGCUGGUCUCGAACUGACCUCAGGGGAUCCACCCGCCUCGGCCUCCCAAAGGGUUGGGAUUACAGGCAUGAGCCACCGCGCCUGGCUGGCAUUUUUUUUUUCAACAUAGUCUCCUCUUGAUCUCAUCCUUUGUCCACUGCACAAACCCCUCCCCAAAACGAUCCCCAAGGAGGGGGGCUCCCGAACUAGAUCAGCCUAGGGUAGGCCUACCCGGUUCAAUCUUAGUCGGGUCUAUGGUGCCAUCUGAUUGAAAUCUAACUUGACUCUCUUCUCACUGACCUCUUCGGGGUCCCAGGGGUGUAAACAUCCUGCAGCCUUCCACCAGCAUUGUCUCUUCAAUGUUCCCCUCCAUUCAUGACUCUCCUCACUGUAUUUCUACUAACUUAACUCUUACAUACAAAACAGGUCUUUCCUUCUUUCUGUACAUCAGAUAUCAUUUUGGAUCGAUACUACACCCAAGGCUGGGUGUGGUGGCUCAUGCCUGUAAUCCCAGCACUUUGGGAGGCCGAGGCAGGCAGAUUACUUGAGGUCAGGAGUUUGAGACCAGCCUGGCCAACAUGGUGAAACCCCAUCGCUACUAAAAAUACAAACUUAGCCAGGCAUGGUGGCGCGCGCCUGUAGUCCCAGCUACUUGGGAGGCUGAGAAAUGAGAAUCACUCGAACCCAGGAGGUGGAGGCUACAGUGAGCCAAGAUUUCACCACUGCACUCCAGCCUGGGCAACAGAGGAAGACCUUGUCUCAAAAAAAAAAAAGAAAAAGGAAAAGAAAGCAAACUACACCCCC